UCACUUCACUGUUCCCCGCUUCUCUGCUGGCAGUACAGUUACUGAUUGGUAAGACUUCAUGUACCUGUUUUGAAUCAUAUUUAAGUAGCCGAUAAAUAUUAGUGGUUUAUUUGUUGUGUUUUGAAGAAAAGUUAGGAGUAUCGUUGUUGUCUAAAUUGUGUUGCUAGUUCGUUGUCCUCACAUGGCCAAUCCCGGAAGUCCCCAUGCGUGAGCCAUGAGUAUGACAGCCUUUGAGGGUCAAAAUGUGUAACAGUUAAAAGGGGCAGUUCGGAUUUUUUUUAGAUGAAAUUGUAUGACAUCUCGGUCUGAUUUUUUUUUUUUUUUUAGGAGGCAUUUUUGUGAUGCAAAUGUAUUACUCUUUUGAACGCAUAUUGUUUUGGGAAGCCAAACGCUUCACAUAAAUGGCCCCAGCAACUAAGCGGAACUACAUUCCUCGUCACGGAUCUCCGACCAGAACUGGACUCACGGGUCCAAUUGGUGGGGCAAGUCACCGUUGGUGUAGUACAGUACACUGCUGAUGGGGAUGUCAUACAACUCGAUGUCAAAAACUCUGUAAAAGUAGUAGAGCACCGUUAUGGAGAAGAUGUUUGAGUAGCAUUUUACAUUACGUCCUGAAAAAGCAGCGUGUCGUAUUUGACAUAUUGACCAAAUUGUUUGCAGUGGGUCAGGCCUUGAAUAUAACUGUGAUGUUGUUAUAUAAGGGAUCUUUGAGUACUGUCAAUAUAAUUCUUCUGUUUUAAUUUAAGAUUUAUUUUUGACUCCGUUUUGGUGAGGCAGAAAUGUGAAGUUGUGGCAGAGCCUUGCACUGACAUUAUAGUGAAGGGCCCUGAGUUAGUGAGGGAGCAGAUGUCAGUACUGUAAUGAGUAAUAUUAAGUAUGUAUAUGAAUUAAUCUAGGUAGAGUUGUGUUUCUCUGACAUUAAGUGUUUCAUAUUGAGAGCAGUGGGUCAUGUGUUGGUGGAACUCAACAGGCGGUGUCUAUAAAUAGUGAUGUUUCUGCAUGUGUGUGGCUUUAAGGACGCUGCUGUAACUUGAGCCCUAUGGAGCAUAGGGAAGGGGGCGGGGUCUAUACGUAAGAAUACACCAAUCACAACACCCCCCGAAAAAAAUAAUAAUUCCUGGAACCUCUGCAAACGUACGGGUUAUCCAUCAACACCGUUUGUGGAUAAACAUAGCCAGUCUCCCACGGACGGGGAGCUGCAGGCCCGCCUCUGUUAGCGAGUGUGUUGUUUAUCUAGCAUGGACCGACAUGAUGGCCGUGGAUGUGUCACGGAGCAUGCACCUCUGCAGCCAUCCCUGGCAGCCUUAAGAAGAAGCCGAGGGAGCCCCAAGCAAGGCAGGGCGUCUUCAUGAAAGUCGUAAGUGGGCUCGGGUGGCCAUGGACCCGUUCAGCCAGCUUAUCCUCACCAUCUCGGUGACAAGCUUCCUCACCUUCCAGUGGCUCUUCCACAAAGUCAGCCCCUGGGUGUCGGUGCACCUCAGCCCGGGCUUCCUGGGCCUCAGCGACAAGCAGAAGGUAGAAUGGAACUCGAGGACAGUGUCAACUCUUCACGCACUGUUGGUGGGAAUCUUCUGUCUCUACAUUUUGUUCUUUGACGAUGCCGUCAAUGAAGAUCCAGUCUGGGGAGAUCCUACUCUGGUGAAGACUAAUGUUGCCAUCACAACAGGCUACCUCAUAUCUGAUCUGCUGCUAAUGUUUUACUAUUGGAAGGCGAUAGGGGACAAGUUUUUUGUAGUACACCAUCUGGCAGCGUUGUAUGCUUACUACUAUGUACUGGGCCAAGGCAUGUUGCCUUAUUUUGCUAACUUCCGUCUACUCGCCGAGUUUUCUACUCCAUGCGUGAACCAGCGCUGGUUCUUUGAGGUUCUAGGCUACCCCAAGUCCUCUCGACCCAACAUGGCGAACGGCGUGGCCAUGGCCGUGGUGUUCUUCAUGGUCCGCGUGGCCGUCAUGCCCGUCUACUACGCUCGCAUGUACGCCGUCUACGGCACCGAGGCCUACUACCUGGUGCCCUACGGCGGGCGCUCGGCGUGGAUCUGCUCCAGCAUCUGCUUGGACGUCAUGAACGUCAUGUGGAUGCACAAGAUCGCCCGCGGAUGCUACAGGGUGCUGCGGUCGGCGCGCCGCAGCAAAGCCCCCGCGGCGCCCCUGGAGAACGGGAAGUCCGACUAAAGCGGGAGGGAGGACCCCUAACCUGUCAAUGAAAGGGCGAAUGUACUGCGGAGGAAACGUGUAAAGGUGGGAACAGUAACCGAAAUAUGAUGGACCAACACGACUGGCCAUCUUCAAGCCAUGAAAUGACCCCUGAGCAAUACGCUUGUGUACAUGGCCUAGCUUGUUUUUAUUUUAUUGACCACUUCGCUGGACAGUUGAGCCCAAACUGAAAUAGUUUACCAUCCUUGACACACACACACUGGUCAAACUAGACUACUGUCUGAUGAAGAAGGAGUCCGUGCCGUGAAUUCCUUGAAGAAGAAGACGACGAAUGAUUGAAUCGCCGCCACAGUUCACAGCUAAACAGCCUUUCAUUGGAUUGAAUGGGUGGCAGGGGGUCCAGGCCUGUUUUUAAUACAUAAAGGCUGCCGUUUUAUUGUGGAAAAAGAAGAACGGAGUACCUUUUUAAAAAAUGCUAAAAGGCAAACUUGAAUGUUAACCUUGCGUUUGUACGCAUAAUCGGGCGGGAUUUUACCAUAAGGAUUGGAUUAGAACCAAUAUAAUGACGACACUGUUCUAUAGGUAUUUAAAGCAAGAUUUUUACUGUUUUUUUUUUUUUUUUUUUUUAAUCCAUUAUGAGCAGGGGUGUCCAAAUGGUUCUGAAUGAGGGGUGCCAGUUUCGGUGUGAUUUUGUCUAUGAAACAUGCGAAAACCAAGAUAUGCUAAGGUUCUCAAAACGUGCUCCGCGGUUUUCAUUAUUUAAUUUGUUCCAAAAGAUCCGACAACAACGGAAACAUGUGAAAUUCCCAUUGGAAAUAAUGCAUUGAACAAAAAUUAUGAACAAAAAAACACAUUUAUUGAGAAUAAUUCUAGUUUAAAUUCAGAAAAUGAGAAGUAAUUACAACCUGUACAUCCUGGAGAGAUCCAAUUCAAUUGAGCCGGCACUUUUGGCCCCGUGGCGGGUUAUUUUACAAAAAAAAAUGCACUGACAGUGAGUCAGCAACACGUAGGGCAGGGGGUCUCAAACUCAUGACUGAAAAAAAAAACAAAAAAGUGCCGCAAAGCAUGCUGGGGAGCCAGAAAUGACUUCAGCAUGCCGUGCGACACUUCUUUUGUAGAACGUUGCUAAAGUUGCGUGUAAUCUACCCGUUACCUCUUUUAGGACACCGUUUGUUGACGAGUUAGUGAAACGCGAUUCCAGCUCAGCCUCAGCCAGACUCGCCUCCCGCGGCCCCCGGCUGAAUUGCGUUUUAGACCCCCCCCCUCUGCUCUGGCACUGGAUUUUGCGGAACGACACAGAACAGGGCAGACGGACGAGUAAUGUACGAAAACAGAGGUUUUGAGUUUACCGCGUCAGAAUUGUUUCUGCAAGUAACACCGCUUUGCUCCUCCCACCAUUAUUGAACACACAUUGCAUGGAUUUAUAUUUAAUGGAAUCGGAUUGUUGGCAGCCUAACCCUAUAUAAUGCAGCGGGGCAACAAAAAAUGACAUCAGUGGCCCUCGAGCCUCACUUUGGACACCCCUGAUUAUGCUGGGGAAAAGAACUAACCGUGACUUUAAGGCACUUCCCUCCUGUGCUGAUCUGCAUGAUGUUUAUUUCUAAAUGAUUUAGUCAUUAAUGUGGAAAAAAAAAAAAAACAAGGACACAAACAGGGAUUGAUAUAUAUAUUUUUUAAUUCAUAGUGUUGCCUUUCUGAAAUAUUUUAAUUGCACAUUUUUUAUUUCUCAGAUGCCUGUCUCGUUUUAUUUUUUUGGGCCUUUUCUGUUGAAAUGUUAAUAGCUUUGGUUUUUAAGUUGUUUUUUUUUUACAAAAACAUGCAGUCUGUUUGUUUAACCUGCGCGUUAUGUAUGCUGUGUCUGUUAUGUGUGAGAGGCACCAUUUGGUCAGUAUUUUAUUGGAUCUUGCAAGGGGAAAUAGAGUAUACUCGUCAUCUUCAUGCGCUUAACUGCAUGUGAUACUGCAUGGAGAUACACUGCAUUCGACAUUAUCGUCGCCACAGCACAUGCACACAAUGUUUACUCUCGCGCUCACUGAGCAGACGUCGCGUGUCAUAUCCUGCACAGAAAUACUUGAACGAAUCAGCACAGUUUAUGAGAACAACCCGGGCAGUUUGCAAAUACCAACCGAACCCCUCUUUCCGGCAUCGCGCGCAUUUUUAAAUGGUUACGAGUCGACGUCUGCGGCCCCUCAGCUGGUUGGACAGGACUGAUGUGUUAUGUAGAGGAGACAUGGAGCGGUUAUGUGACAUUCUGUGAAUGUGUGGGAGAAUAACAGCAAAUAUGGAUUGACCAUGACACUUUUCUUUGUUCCUUAUUAAUAAAUGCCAAAUUAACUGA
Messenger RNA from Dunckerocampus dactyliophorus (ringed pipefish), 4492 nucleotides. RefSeq names its product TLC domain-containing protein 4-B-like. The coding region runs from base 1378 to 2172 and encodes 264 amino acids. Gene Ontology annotation, cellular component: membrane; endoplasmic reticulum. NCBI's taxonomy places the organism in Eukaryota, Metazoa, Chordata, Actinopteri, Syngnathiformes, Syngnathidae. The record is from RefSeq and is a predicted model, not a curated record. Gene Ontology annotation, biological process: lipid homeostasis. The transcript has 7 exons.